Messenger RNA from Dentiscutata erythropus, 885 nucleotides. NCBI's taxonomy places the organism in Eukaryota, Fungi, Glomeromycota, Glomeromycetes, Diversisporales, Gigasporaceae. The record is from the annotation of a GenBank genome assembly.
AUGCCUGCAAAGUUAUCAACAAUCUGUUAUGUACAUACAUGUACUGAUCGAUUGACCCAAGAAUUCACAGUAAAAGAAAUUACCUGUAUUGUAAGACUAAGUAACGAUGACCCCACAAAAAUCAUGUACUUAAAAGUAAAAGCCUUCGUCCCCUUGAACGAAACCAGCAACCAUUACAUUGAAUCCUUUGGACCUGGUGAUGUUAUAUUUUUAAAAGGAAAAUUCGUAGGAAGUGAAAAUUUUUACAUAGUCACCGCAACUUCUAUCAAAGUCAUAAACUUUGAAUUUGAUGAUAUGCCUGUAUUAGGCAUAAACUCGGUCAUCGUUGGUAUCACCAACCAGACGGUCAAAAACAUCGAAAAUGACUUAAUUCUUGAGUUCUACGUCGAGGAAAAAGUCGGAGACCGCGAACCACCUAGCUUCUGGGUUGAAGCUAGGCAUAAUAUUAACAAUAAAUAUCUCUCCAAUAAAACAAACGCAAUAAACCAAAAUUCCCGUUCAACCACCGCAAUCCUUAUUGGUACCAUUACCUACGAAAUAUCUACAGGAAAGCAUGUAAUCAUCUUGGAAGACAUUUCCUUAAUCACCUCAAAUCGCAAUGAUUCAUCCGCCCAAUCAAUUACUCCGCCAUGGCUAUCCCAAUCAAGUAUCCCAGGCUAUGCAAGAGCGAAUCGUCAGCCACGGGGUGCCGCUCCGAAGACUCCAAAAAAAGGACGCAAUACCUUGUCUAAUAUGGAUCCAACGUUUGUCCCUCAAACCCUCUCCACAGCUUUAGAAACCAACCCCAUUCCAAACAUGUCUACUCAACAAACACCUCAAACACCUCAAACACCUCAAACUUCUCAAACUUCUCAAAAUCCUGGAGACGAAGGCUCACAAAACUAA